AUGCUAAUAAAAUCGGAUCAAAAUUUAAGAGCAAUUAGUAACGUGCAAUUUUGUAAAGUUGUGGAGCACAAGAAGAUGAUAGAUAACCUGAAUGACAUUAUACAGAAUGAUAAUCUACUCCGUGCUGAGUUAGAUAUGAAGUCUGUCUCCUCUGUAAUUCAAAUGCUGAAUGUGCACAUCAAAAAUCAAGAUAACAGAAUUAAACAGCUUGAAAAGCAAAUUCCUUUAUUACUCCCGAAAGAAUUAUUCGAUCGUGAAAAAGCAUAUGUACAGGGCCGUGUUGAUACAAUUGAUAAUAACUCCCAAGAAAAUUCAAUUCAUAUCAACGAAAUUAAACAACAAAUCGAUAAAGACAAGAAGGAAAUCAAGAAAUACAUUAACCAACAGUUUGAUGGCUGCUUAUUCCAAAUCGGUGUUGAAAAAACAUCACUUUCCGAACAAAUUCAAAACGUAAACCUUCAAAUCGAAGAUCUCUACAAAAUAACGAAUGAACAGAAGAUCCCAGACAGUAUAUACCAUGGCUAUGAUACAUUACAGAAUCAACAAAAGCAAAUAAACUCGAUGAACAAAAAACUCGAAAGUAUUUACGAAAAGUACAUUAUUUUGUCUAAGGGCCAUGAAGAAAUCAAGUCCACGGAAACGAAACCUAAAAACGACAUUCUUCUUGAUUCAAUUCAAGCAGAUAUCGACACCUUACUUACAAAAGUCACCAAUCUUGAAGAAGAAAUCCAGCGAUUAUCUACAUCUAAAACUAAUAACAAUUCCGAUGACGAACAUCCCGAAAUCAACGAACGCGAUUUAUCACAAAAAGUUUCAUUCAAUCGUAAAGAAACAACUGCAGAACAACAAGAAUCACAACCUAUCACAGCUACUAUUACAUUCGAUCCUUCACAACUGGAAGAUCUCAAACAGAAAUUUGAAACACAAAACACUGUUGUCACAGAUUGCCACCGUAAGAUCAAACAGUUGAUCACAAGGAUCCGAAUCUUGGAGUCACAUAACAACAUCCAUGAACCUCUUUCUACAUCACAAACUAGUAGUCAGAUUUCAGAACAAGUUUCAGCAAGUAAUUCUAUGCUUGAGAUUCAGAAGAUGCAAGUUCCUAACACUUAUGAUAAGAACGAGCUUGUUUCAUUAGUUUGUAACCAAAUUAAGAAAGAAUUUGAUUUUGAUAACUACCAAAAGAACUGUAACGAUCUUAAGAAGACCAACGUUGAAUGUCUUAGUUCUCUUGAUCGUAAGGUCGACCGCCAAUUUGUUGAACGGUUAUUUGACAAAUUCCGUACUAUCAUCAACGGAUUGAACGAAAACGUCAACACAUUGGCAUCAAAUAUCUCCGGAUUCGCAUCAUUGAAAGAUGUUGAAGAACUGGCUAAAAUUAUCAAAAGCAGCCAAAAUGAAACACAGUGUUCAGCCGGAAAGCGUGGUCAAGUUUGUCUUUUCUGUGGAAGACCGCGUACAUCUGUCACUGGACAAAUCAGUCGUUCACAAGCAGUCAAACUUGGAUUUCCACCAACAGCACAUAUUGGUAGUGAAGGCAAUGUCAUUUAUGGAGAUAUUUCACUUGGAAAUACACAAUCACAGACAUUUAAUCCAUUACCACAGUUAAUUUCUUCUCAAUAA
Messenger RNA from Trichomonas vaginalis G3, 1623 nucleotides. RefSeq lists its product as uncharacterized. NCBI's taxonomy places the organism in Eukaryota, Parabasalia, Trichomonadida, Trichomonadidae. The transcript has a single exon. Bases 1 to 1623 code for a protein of 540 amino acids. The record is from RefSeq and is a predicted model, not a curated record.